CUGUAUCGCGCCAUUUCUGUUCUCAUUGGCUGGACAGCUUUUUGCGGUUUCUGUCGACUUUCUCUUAAAAGUCGGAAAAGGUGACGAGUAUCGCGAGAGUCGAGUGCCGACUGAGCGGUGAACGUGAAGAGAGAGGGCCGGGGAGAGAGGAGAAAGAGUGGACUAAAGCUACGGCCUACAGUCUGAACGGAGCCGUUUCCAAACAUCCAAUAUGUCCUCCAGUUUUCUUCUCCGCCUGCUGUCUCUCGCCUUUUUCCAGGGCGCCGUGUGGGCCGAACAGCGGAAGCUUUCUCCAGAAAACUUGCUGGUCAUCACCGUGGCAACAGAGGAGACGGACGGCUUCCUGCGCUUCGUGAGGACCGCCCAAGAGUUCAACUACACUGUGAAGGUCCUGGGUCUGGGCGAGGAGUGGAAGGGAGGCGACGUCGCUCGGACGGUGGGUGGAGGUCAGAAGGUGAGAUGGUUGAAGAAGGAGGUGCAGAAACACUCGGAGAAGACGGAGCUCGUCAUCAUGUUUGUGGACAGUUACGAUGUGAUCUUUGCAUCGAGUCCUGAGGAGCUGCUGUCCAAGUUUUCCCGUAUGGGUCACAAAGUGAUUUUCUCAGCUGAGGGUUUCUGCUGGCCUGACCAGCGCCUGGCCUCCAAAUACCCCGAGGUGCGUACUGGGAAACGCUACCUGAACUCAGGAGGGUUCAUCGGCUACGCUCCAGAGAUCAGUGCAAUUGUCCAGCAGUGGAAGUACAAAGACAGCGAUGACGACCAGCUUUUCUACACCAGGAUGUACCUGGACAAGACGCACAGGACCAAGUUUAACAUGACCCUGGAUCAUCGAUCCCGGAUCUUCCAAAACCUGAACGGAGCUGUUGAUGAGGUCGUCUUGAAAUUCGAGAGGGCAAAGGUCAGAGCAAGGAAUGUCGCCUACGACACGCUUCCUGUUGUUAUCCAUGGCAACGGACCCACCAAGCUGCAGCUGAACUACCUCGGUAACUACGUCCCCACAGUAUGGACCUACGAAACCGGCUGCGGGAUUUGCGACGACGACCUGCUCUUCUUCAGUGAGGACGAACAGAUGCCGCUGGUCUACGUCGCUGUUUUCAUCGAACACGCAACUCCCUUCAUGGAGGAGUUCCUGGAGCGCCUGUCCACUCUGAACUACCCAAAAACGAGGAUUCGCCUCUUCAUCCACAACAACGUCGUGUACCACGAGCGUCACAUCCAGAAGUUCUGGGAGCGUCACAGGUCUCUGUUCCCAGACGCCCGGGUAGUCGGACCAGAGGAGAACCUGAAGGAGGACGAAGCCAGAACCAUGGCUGUGUGA
Neolamprologus brichardi is the source of this 1318-nucleotide messenger RNA. Lineage: Eukaryota; Metazoa; Chordata; Actinopteri; Cichliformes; Cichlidae. The record is from RefSeq and is a predicted model, not a curated record.